AUGCCAGGACAGACCGGAAAAGUGCUUUUGGCUUACUCUGGUGGACUCGACACCUCCACCAUCCUUGCAUGGCUCAUCGAUGAGGGAUACGACGUCAUCGCUUUCAUGGCUGAUGUCGGUCAGGAGGAGGACUUUGAGGCUGCUCGCUCCAAAGCGCUCAAGUGCGGUGCCAAGGACUUCAUCCUUGCCGACCUCAAGCGCGAGUUCAUCGAGGAGCUCAUCUUCCCUGCCGUUCAGGCCAACGCCAUCUACGAGGAUGUCUACCUUCUCGGUACCUCGCUCGCUCGUCCCGUCAUUGCUCGUGGCAUGAUCGAGGCCGCCGAGAAGACCGGCUGCCAGUACGUCUCGCACGGCUGCACCGGUAAGGGUAACGAUCAGGUCCGUUUCGAGCUCGCUUUCUACGGUCUCAAGCCCGACAUCAAGGUCAUCGCCCCAUGGCGUAUCCCCGAAUUCUUUAACCGCUUCGCUGGUCGAUCCGCAUUGCUCGAGUACGCCGAGUCCAAGGGUAUUCCUGUUACUCAGACCAAGGCUAAGCCCUGGUCGACUGAUGAGAACCUCUUCCACAUCUCCUAUGAGGCUGGUAUCCUUGAAGACCCCAACACCACUCCUCCUGCUGACAUGUGGAAGUUGACCAAGAGCCCUGAAUCUGCCCCCGACACCCCCGAGCGCAUCGUCAUCGAGUUCAAGCAGGGUCUUCCAUCCAAGGUCAAGGUUCUCUCGACCGGCAAGGAGCACACCGACCCCGUCGAUGUUUUCUUGACCCUGAACGCUCUUGCUCGUGCCAACGGUAUCGGCCGUAUCGACAUUGUCGAGAACCGUUUCAUCGGUGUCAAGUCUCGUGGAUGCUACGAGUCUCCCGGUGCCACCAUCCUCCGUGCUGCCCACUUGGAUCUUGAGGGUCUCACUCUUGACCGUGAAGUCCGACGAAUUCGUGACCAGGUUAUCACCACCAAGUUCUCCGAACAGCUCUACUACGGUUUCUUCUUCUCCCCCGAAUGCGAGUUUGUUCGCUCGUGCAUUCCUCAGUCGCAAAAGACGGUCAACGGUCAGGUCAAGAUCGCUCUUUACAAGGGUAACGUCAUCAUUGAGGGCCGAAGCUCCGAAGAGUUGCUCUACGAUGAGAAGUUCACAUCGAUGGACGAGCAGGGUGGUUUCGACUCGGCUGCUACCUCAGGCUUCAUCACAGUACAGGCUAUCCGUCUCCGCCGAUACGGUUUGGGUCUCGCUGAGAGGAACCAGGCCGGUUCCGAUCGCGAGACUGCUUACGCUAUUCGCAAGUAA
This is a messenger RNA of Ustilago hordei, 1281 nucleotides long. RefSeq names its product putative ARG1 - argininosuccinate synthetase. Gene Ontology annotation, biological process: L-arginine biosynthetic process; urea cycle. The coding region runs from base 1 to 1281 and encodes 426 amino acids. Gene Ontology annotation, molecular function: ATP binding; argininosuccinate synthase activity. The transcript has 2 exons. The record is from RefSeq and is a predicted model, not a curated record. Gene Ontology annotation, cellular component: cytoplasm. NCBI's taxonomy places the organism in Eukaryota, Fungi, Basidiomycota, Ustilaginomycetes, Ustilaginales, Ustilaginaceae.